This is a messenger RNA of Labrus bergylta (ballan wrasse), 3461 nucleotides long. It is a transcript of the gene acsl1a, whose product is annotated as acyl-CoA synthetase long chain family member 1a. Gene Ontology annotation, cellular component: membrane; endoplasmic reticulum. Gene Ontology annotation, biological process: long-chain fatty acid metabolic process. The record is from RefSeq and is a predicted model, not a curated record. Lineage: Eukaryota; Metazoa; Chordata; Actinopteri; Labriformes; Labridae. Gene Ontology annotation, molecular function: long-chain fatty acid-CoA ligase activity.
CAGCUGAACAAAGCGUAGUGCGCUGCUGCUGCUGCUGCUGCUGCUGGUUCAAGAAUCAGGGUCUAAAUCUUCGGAUCUGUCGCUGCACACAGACAUGAGCACACCUGACAGCCAGUUGUUGUAAUCCAGAACAACAGAAAAAAAAACAACCCUCAUGACAGCAGAUAACCUCUAGGGAUUGGAAAUCUACCUGCUGGUUGAACUGUGCUCCAGGUCAGUGUUAAACCACGAUGCAGACUCAGGAAGUCCUGAGACAGCUGCGGAUGCCCGAGCUGGAUGAUCUUCGGCAGUAUAUCCGCAGCUUACCCACCAACGCUCUCAUGGGCAUGGGGGCCUUGGCUGCCAUCACCACAUACUGGUUUGCCACCCAGCCAAAAGCGCUCAAACCACCAUGUGACCUUGAGAUGCAGUCAGUAGAAAUGCCGGGGGGAGAACGUGCAAGGAGGUCAGCACUUAAUGACAGCCACGAGCUGAUGACGCACUUCUACAGCGAUGCACGUACGAUAUACGAGGUGUUCCUCCGAGGGCUCAGAGUAUCAAAUGACGGACCUUGUCUAGGGUCGAGGAAACCCAACCAGCCGUAUGAGUGGCUGUCCUAUAAAGAGGUGGCAGACAGAGCUGAGAACCUCGGUUCUGCUCUCCUCCAAAGAGGACACUCUCCCACAGGAGACAAAUACAUUGGCAUCUUUUCCCAGAACAGACCAGAGUGGACCAUAUCUGAGCUGGCCUGUUACACAUACUCCAUGGUGGCAGUUCCGUUGUACGACACCCUCGGCACAGAGGCCAUCGGCUACGUUAUCGACAAAGCUUCAAUCGCAACCGUGAUCUGUGACGUACCCGAUAAAGCACGGAUGAUUCUGGACUGUGUCGAUGGAAAGGGACGAACGGUGAAGACGAUUGUGCUCGUUGAGGAGUUCGACAGUGACCUGGUGACCCGUGGAAAGGAGAGUGGUAUCGAGAUCCUGAGUUUGAAGGAGUUUGAGGCCUUUGGUGAAGCACACCAUCAAAAACCAGUGCCUCCUGAACCAGAAGACCUGGCACUUGUCUGCUUUACAUCAGGAACCACAGGAAAUCCAAAAGGUGCCAUGCUCACUCACGGGAAUGUCAUCUCCAACACUGCAGCUUUCAUUAAAAUAACAGAGGUACACUGCAUGCUGGACCUCCAUGACAUUCAUGUAUCCUAUCUCCCCCUAGCUCACAUGUUUGAGAGGGUUGUACAGGGUGUCAUUCUCAUUCAUGGGGCUCGAAUCGGGUAUUUCCAAGGAGACAUUCGACUUCUGAUGGAUGAUUUGAAAACGCUGGAGCCGACAGUUUUCCCUGUGGUCCCACGCCUCCUCAACCGCAUGUUUGACAAGGUAUUCAGUCAAGCAAACACACCGUUGAAGAAGUGGCUGCUCGAUUUUGCAUUCAGGAGGAAGGAGGCAGACCUUAAAAGUGGUGUGGUCAGAAAAGAUAGUAUGUGGGACACACUCAUCUUCAAAAAAGUCCAGGCAAGUUUGGGCGGUCGUGUCAGACUCAUGAUCACAGGAGCAGCACCAGUUUCUCCUACCAUCCUGACAUUUCUACGAGCUGCACUGGGCUGUCAGUUUUAUGAAGGCUACGGUCAGACUGAAUGUACAGCUGGCUGCUCCAUGUCAGUGCCCGGGGACUGGUCUGCAGGUCAUGUUGGACCUCCUCUGCCCUGCAAUGCUAUCAAACUGGUGGACGUGGCAGAAAUGAAUUAUUUGGCAGCCAAUGGAGAAGGAGAAAUAUGUGUCAAAGGACCAAAUGUUUUCAAGGGAUACCUAAAGGAUCCGGAGAAAACAGAAGAGGCGAUCGACCAGGACGGGUGGCUGCACACUGGAGACAUCGGGAAAUGGCUUCCUAAUGGUACUCUGAAGAUUACCGACAGAAAGAAGCACAUUUUCAAGCUGGCACAAGGAGAAUACAUCGCCCCUGAGAAAAUCGAAACCGUCUAUAGCCUCAGUGAUCCUGUGGCUCAGAUAUUUGUUCAUGGUGACAGUUUACAGGCUUGCCUGGUGGGGAUCGUGGUACCUGAUCCUGACUUUUUACCACUUUGGCUCAAGAAAAAAGGGAUUGAAGGAUCCUACUCUGAACUGUGCCAAAACCAGGAUGUGAAGAAUGCCAUACUGGAGGACCUUCUGAGGUUGGGAAAAGAAGCCGGACUCAAGUCCUUUGAGCAGGUGAGAGAUAUUGUGUUACAUACCGAAUUGUUUUCCAUCCAGAACGGCCUGCUCACACCCACUUUGAAGGCCAAGAGGGCGGAGCUUCGGAGCCGCUUCAGAGACAUGAUUGAUGAACUUUAUGCCAACAUUAAGAUCUAAACUGGAAAUGAGGGCCGCUGUUUAGAAAGAGACAAUCAUUUAGAGCACACAGCCAGAAGUGAGAAGCAGGGGGUCUCCUGCAAUUAUUCUGCCAGAGGAUAUGGGGGGGGGGGUUUCUUGUAACUAAAUGGAUAAUGAUCCACAUUUGAAGUACGUAUUCCCUGAUUCAUAUAGAAAUUGUGCCACUAUAUUUUUUCCUGCUAGCACUGACUCGUUGAUUCAAAAUCCUGUCAUCUUUAUAACUGGUAUAAAUUAUUCAAGGUAACUGCUAAAAAAAUAAAAAGCCGUGCCUAAACUGCCUUAACUCUGAGUAUGACUGAUUACUACAGUCAGAAAAGUCUAAUGAAACUUUUCAAGCAAGUUUUUAUUCUUGGUUGCUGCAGAGAGAAAAAUCCUAUAAGCCUGCUUUGACAAAUAUGAGUAUUUAUAUACCAGACUAUUUAAUGUUUUGGCCAUGUAUUUAAGUUGAUAUUUAAUGUAAUAAUUGAACCUGUACAUAGUGUAUCUGCUAAAAAAAAGUCUAUUUGUAUGCAGAGUAUUGUGCCCAUUCCCAUGUUUAUAAGUGCUAUUGGCUGAGGGACUGAUCAACCCGUUUGGGUGCACAAUUGAAGUGAUAUCUUUAUGGGAGUCUUGUUGCUUGGCGGACUGUUUGGUGCCUUUUUUUGGGGGUUGUCUGUUUUCUUUGAACACCGCAUGAAGAAUAUUGAAUGUUACUCUUGAAACAGGUCUGACAACUUUAGGGUUUCCCAUUUCAGUGCCACAGUGUUUGCAGGUGAAAGCUGCACAUUGUCAUUUCUGUAACGCACAACACACGUAGUCAGGGUAAAUAUUAUUUGAACAGUGGUGUCAGAGUUAACGUGAAGUUUUCAAGAUUUUCUUUUCCAUUUCACACUAACGUUUCACGCAGGGUCCUCGGAAUAUCUCAAGGGAAAUGGAGCAACAUUUCGGAUGUUUAACAAAGAAACGUUUUUGUUGUUGUAAAUGUUUUGAGUGAAUUCUAAACAUCAGAAACAGCUCAUCAUGUCAAAGCUUCGUUGACAUUUCAAUCCAUACUGGGUUUUUUUAAACACUUAUAUGAAAAGACGAGAACAGUAUCUUUAUUUGUCUACUGUAUCAAAUAAAACGUGUUAAACUAAA